Parasteatoda tepidariorum (common house spider) is the source of this 823-nucleotide messenger RNA. NCBI's taxonomy places the organism in Eukaryota, Metazoa, Arthropoda, Arachnida, Araneae, Theridiidae. The record is from RefSeq and is a predicted model, not a curated record.
UCUGCCUGUCCGGUAAGAAGAACUUCUGAUUUACUCCCGGAUUUCUGCAGCCGCGAUCGGAUGGCGCACGCUCGCAUUGUUUCCGUUUACUGGAUUAUAGCAACAAGUCUUCAUUUGCAAGAUCUCGCUUUCGCUUUCAGAGGUCCAUCAUUCGUUAAAGAGCCCCCGAACAGGGUUGUUUUUCAUAAUUCAUCUGGAGCUAUCAUUCCGUGCCUUGCAACUGGACUACCACAGGCAUCAGUGUUUUGGACAAAAAGUGAUUGGUCAAAAUUGGCCAAUAUUCCUGGAUUGAGACAUUCACGGCAAGAUGGCUCACUCGUAUUUCAACCUUUCAGGGCUGAGGAAUAUAGACAAGAUAUACAUGGGGCUGUAUACAGAUGUGUUGCAUCAAAUAGUUUUGGUACUAUUGGUUCACCAGAAGUACACGUAAGAGGAGUUGUUCUUCAAGAAUAUCAAGCUCAUGUAUAUGAUGAAUACGUGAUCCAUGGCAACACUGCAGUAUUCAAAUGCCAAGUACCUGACUUUAUAAAAGAAUUUUUAACAGUGACUUCAUGGACGAGAGAUGAUGGAUUAGUUAUAGUUCACCAUAAAAACGCGGGUGCCAAAUAUAUUGUAUUAAAAGAUGGAGAAUUACAUAUCAGAAAUGCAGCUCGCAGUGACAGUUUCAGAAAAUAUAGGUGUUUAAUCAAGAAUACACUAACUGGAAGUGUAACCCCAAGUGUUAGUUCUGGGCAACUUAUUGUAACAGGUAUUAUUUCUUUUUCUAAUGAUCAAUAUUUCUAUUUGGCUCAGUUAUAAAGGGCUCCUUUCAUUCUUUCUCUCA